This is a messenger RNA of Sinocyclocheilus grahami, 3403 nucleotides long. RefSeq names its product NOC3-like DNA replication regulator (gene noc3l). Gene Ontology annotation, molecular function: chromatin binding. Bases 145 to 2556 code for a protein of 803 amino acids. The record is from RefSeq and is a predicted model, not a curated record. The transcript has 21 exons. NCBI's taxonomy places the organism in Eukaryota, Metazoa, Chordata, Actinopteri, Cypriniformes, Cyprinidae. Gene Ontology annotation, cellular component: nucleolus. Gene Ontology annotation, biological process: DNA replication initiation.
AUUCAAGUAGCAUCUCCCUUAGUUUACUUCCUGUCCAUGUGGUGCGUGUGUGAAGAGUGCAUACUUACACUUUUUUUGGUUUUGGAUUCAACUGAUUUACACAUUUGAAGCGUCUUCGACAGUUGAGUCGAAUCACAGAUCAACAUGGGCCCGGCUUCCAAAAGGAACAAGAAAAAGAAGCCUAGCUUCAGAAAAUUACUGAAAACCAGCAAUCUGAAGCUGGAAAACAAACAGAAGAAUCGGCAGUUUAAGCAACAGAGCUCAGCUAAGAAACAACGCAAAGAACAUAGGAAACUUCGGCAAGCCAUUACAGAUGUCUCCCAUAAGACCCUCAAACCCCUGGAGCGCUAUAAGAAGAGACCAGAAGGGGAAGAAGAGGAGGACGAGGAGGAGUUCCUGGAGUCUCUGCCUGUAGACAUGAUGGAUGAGGAUGACCUCGAACAGAUCAGAGCCAUGGCAAAGAAAGCUUCCUUCCUGACUCGAGACAUCUCAUCCUGCGCUCCAGUACAUGCCAAAAAGCGCAAGUCCGAGCAGCAGGUGAAGAAGUAUGAGAAGAUGCCCAGGAAGAUGCAGCAGGAGGAAGAGAAAGAACUCAUUCAUCUGCUGCCCAUCAAAGACAAGAGCGGCCUGAUCCCUCAGAGCAUGGAGAAACCCGUUGUGCCGGAGGCAGAGGAAGAGGAGGAACCGAUCGACCAGGAUGAGUUAAAUAAAGAGGAGGAACCCGAGAGCGUUCCAUUGUUAACUCCUCAGGAGCAACUAGAGCUUCGCACUGAGAGACUGACGGAGAAGAAACUGCGCAUCGCAAGUCUGUCGUCUGCAGUACUCGCAGAUCCACAUGUCAAUAUCAAGAAGCUGAAGGAGUUGAGGGCCAUGCUGAUGGAGACGGACCCGUGCAUCGCCGUCACGGUCAGAAAGCUAGUCAUGGUGUCCCUCCUGGAGGUGUUUAAGGACAUUGUGCCGUCGUAUCGAAUCCGACCGCUGACGGAAGAGGAGAAAGCUACAAAGGUGAAAAAAGAGACGCUGCAGCUGAGGGAGUUUGAGGAGGGUCUCGUCAGCCAGUAUAAGUUUUUCUUGGAAGAUCUGGAACAGACAGUCAAAGACUGGAAGCAGAAGAAGCAGAAGAGAAGUCAGGCCGUGUCUCUUCAGAGUUAUAAAGGUCUUGCUGAAGUGGCCAUCAGGUGCAUCUGUGAUCUCCUGGUAGCUCUGCCACACUUCAAUUUCCACAACAACAUCGUAGUCAUGGUGGUGCCUCUGCUGAGCGACCCCGACAGAAAGGUGUCUGAGAUGUGUUGUGAAGCCGUCAGGAAACUGCUGAAGCAGGAUAAACUGGGUCAGGCCUCAUUAGCGGUGGUGAAGGUCAUCUCAGGCAUGGUCAAGGGCAGGAACUACAAGGUCAAACCUGAGGUGCUGAACUGUCUUCACUGUCUGAGAAUAAAAGAAGUGGAAAUGAAGAAAGAUACAGAAGAUACUGCGCCAAAAAAGAAGUUCAUGUCCUUCAAGGAGAAGCGGACAAAUUUGUCCAGGAUGCAGCGGAAGUGGAAGAAAGCAGAGGAGAAGCUACAGAAAGAGCUUCUAGAAGCUGAGGCUUCAGAGAGCAAGGACAAGAAAAUUAAAUUGCACACAGAGACGCUGAACAUUGUGUUUCUCACCUACUUCAGAAUACUGAAGAAAGCUCAGAAGUCCAUCUUACUGCCCUCCGUUUUAGAAGGUCUUGCAAAGUUUGCUCAUUUGAUAAACUUGGAGUUCUUCGAUGAUUUGUUGGCGGUGCUGUACGGCCUCAUCACAUCAGGUGAUCUGACGUAUCGCGAGAGCCUUCACUGCAUCCUCACCUCCUUCCACAUCCUCUCAGGACAAGGUGACGUCCUCAACAUCGACCCUUUGAAAUUCUACAACCACUUAUACAAAACGCUGCUGACGCUGCACGCAGGAGGAACGAACGAGGACACGGCGAUCGUGCUGCAGUGUCUGGACGUCAUGCUGACCAAACGCAGGAAGCAGGUGACUCUGCAGAGGGCGCAGGGCUUCCUGAAGAGACUGAGCACGCUCGGGCUGCACCUGCUGCCUGACUCCUGUGUGGGCAUCCUGGCGGCCAACAGAGCGCUGAUGCAUACCUUCCCUAAGUGUGACAUCCUGCUGGAUAAUGAGAUGCAAGGCAGUGGUGUGUAUCUGCCAGAGCUGGAUGUGCCCGAGUACUGCAACCCUCAGAACACGGCACUGUGGGAGCUUCACUUACUGAAGAGACACUAUCACCCUAUGGUGAGGAAGUUUGCGGCUCAUCUGAUGAAAGGUGCCCCUAGUGAAGGGUCAGGUGCUCUCAGCAUGGAGCUCAGCAGAAGGACUCCAGUGCAGCUGUUUGAAGACUACAGUGUUAAAGACAUGACCUUCAAUCCUCCUGUUGCAGGACCUCCCUCAAAGAAAAAGGAACAUUUCACAAUCGGUGAUGCGUUUUUAGAUUCGGAGCUGAAGACGCUGAUUGAUGCUGCGCUUCAAAACGAGAGCGAGCAGACGAGUCUAGACUUCACAUCACAACACACACAGCAGGAAACAUCCAUUUAAGAGCGGUUUUGUAGACAAUAAAUGCUCCCAAGAUACCAGCAGAGUCUUUAUUGAGUUUAUCAUGGCCACUGCCGUUUCACCAAACAUGGAUUUUUUUUCAACACUAUUUAUUGAUGCGGUUGAUUCAGUGGUUUCAAGUAAACAAAUAACCCAAUAUUGACAUCACAAUAUUGAUGAUACAUUCCUAUAGAGCUUUAAGUGUGCUGAAAACCAUCACAAGUAGAACAGUCAGAAGUUCUUAGAUUAUCAAAUAACAGCAUUGUGUCGCACUAAACACUUGCUUGUUCGAAACAAAGCGAUGGGAAAUUUACAUUGAAAAGAUAUUAAAGGACAUAAUGCUGUAGUGGACCACAUAAAAAAUACACUUCAAUGGUGCCUACAUUCACUUAAGUGUCAAAAUAUUUAAUAUCUCAGAAGACAGUGCUAAAAAUCUAAAUUACAAACAUUAUACAUGAAUACAGUACGAACAGGUUGGAGGAACAUUCAUGCCCUUACGAAUAAAUUAAUGCAGAUUUCAUAAUUAUGUACUCUCGUUUAUAUGUACACAUCUGGAAAAGUACAGCCAACCUGGGCUAUAACGUUCAAUAAAUUAUGAAAGAUUACACUUCAAGAAAGAAAAUGGACCACUGAAAGGAUUCAACUGCUAUGCAGUGAGUUUAGAAAUAAUUAUACCAAAAUUUUAUGUAACACAAAAAGGGAACUGGCUUUCAAUAAUUACAGGUCAUAUGAGACAUAUAUCAAUGUAUUGAUUCUAAAUUAAAAUAUUCCAAAACGAGCACUACAGUGCCAGUUAAGAUCUCGAGCUCUCCAUAAAUGCAAGAAAAAAAUAUUUGCACUGCAGCUGCAA